GGGCCUUGUUGGGCAGGUAACACUGAAUGCCCUCACCUAAGUAAUGCGGCAGAGAUUACAACAGACCUGGUCCAAGAAGGAUGUAAAGGACGACAAACAAUCAUAUGCAGGUACCUGGUAGCUAUUCAACGUUACCGAGAAGAGGCGAUUGGACUCAUAAACCACAACUGUCACCAGUAUGACCGUUCUAGGCUACGGUCCGCAUGGCUGGAGAGGGUCCAAGUUAACAACCGACAUAUGGCUGACCAGAUGUAUAUGUCGUUACAAGGCCUUACAAUCAUACUGAAGGACAACUACAAAUUAGACGCAUUGAUGAGAGAACACAUUUUCCAGUAUCUGGGAUCUAAAAUGUCGGAAAAGUUCUCCUUUUUCUCGUUUAUGGAUAAACUCAUGCAGCCGCUUGAAUACAAACUGUCUACCAUUGGAGCAUUCGUUAAUGACGUUCAUUCAGAAUUGUCAUUCAUGGAACGUGUAGGCAUUCGAGAAAUCAAAACAUCGUCGGUUCAAAAUUUAAUCCAGCUGUUGUCAGCAUUCUGUGCUAAUUUUAACGUUUCAUUUGUUGAGAUACAGAAAGAGAAAAACAUUGUGUCGUUUUAUUUGAAAAUGUUUUCCGACAACGUAUUAUCAUCUGAUGCUGAAAUUUUAGUGAACUCGUACCACUCCAAAUACGCGGUAACAUACUCGAAGUACCGACUCAGGGCUGAGAAAUAUCCUACCACGUGGGGAGUAGUGAUGUACAUGAUACCCGAUGUCCUUCAGAACGACCACGACACAAACGCACAUCUCUGGACACAUACCCAGGACACGAUAUUGCAGAGGGUACCGACUUGGCGUCCGACCGAUGGUUUAGACAUCUACAAGACAUUCCUGUCGAAAUUACGCUCUACACUAGACGGGUAUUCUGAAUUUGGGUGGUUCCAAGUGAAGCUAAGGGCAACAUUUCCUUUCACAUUAAAAGGACUGGAUUGGAUAAAAAACACACGACAAGUGAUUGAACAGAAAGAGAUGCGAAUUAUUCAAUUAGCAAAGGAGAGGGAUUGGUUUGAAGUAAAAUUCAAAAUGCACCAUCUGAGCAGCACAUAUUCUAAAUUUGUCAAGGAGUUGAAAGAUUAUCGUACUGGAAUAAUUACCGAACGGUUAACAAGCGAGUCCGAGAUAAACAAUCUUUCAGAAAAAUGUGCUUGUGAAUUUCAAGACAUCCUGAGUAUUCUCCAAAACAUUUGGAAUACGACAACGGGUCGACAUAUGUCAGAAACACAUGAUACAUUUACAUUAGAAGAACUACAAUAUAUUCCCUAUCAAACCAAAGAUUUCCAAAAUCCAAGAAUGCUUUUAAAUCAAGAAAGCAAGCUUCUUCCAUGGAUAAAGUUUGACUUCAAUCUCGAACGUUUCGAAGACUGGAUGAAAUCACGAUUAUCCUUGUACGAGGAGGUUUCGAGGUGUUCCAACAAAAGGCACUCUGUUAGUGAUAUCCUUAAAUCGUUGGGCGUUUAUAUUUGCAAAUAUGGCGGAUCAUCUGUAAGUUUAGAUACGGUUGUGUCAUCAGAGGAUGUAUUGUGUACACUCUCUACAGUCAGAUUAGAUUGUAAUGAUUAUGAUUCUUAUCCCCUCGAAAUGUUAAGAGAAAAAUGCGGGUCUUCGAAACAUCCUUCGAAUACACUUUGUAGCGAGACCGUUAAACAACGAAAAGAAGUGCUUAUUGAACGGGAAGUCCGUGAAGCUGUUUCAGACCAAAGUGUCGGUGAUGUCGGUUUUGUCUUUGAUAACAUCUAUAAUAAACUAAGACACGAUGAGUUGUCAAGGAAAUAUGGAUUGAGUAUUUCUAGGUUACAUAUACUGCACACUAUCUCUCGACUUUAUCCCGAAAGAGAAGAGUUUGGUUUCUAUAAAAUGUCAUUCUUCCAGCAGAAUCAUCAGUCUUUUUCGGCAGAUGUCUUUGAUUUAAUGUCAUCCUUUGCUAUCGAGCAAAGGAACAAUUAUAUGAAGCAAAGGUUUCGAAAGCACUUUUGUGAUAACCAUGGAUUUUGUGUUGAACACAAAUCUUCUGUAGAUAAUUUCACUAGUGUGAUGGUGCAAGAUAGAGCACAUGUUGUAAUCGAGAAAGACAGCAUACCAAUAUUUCAAGCUCGAAAGCAACUAGCAGAUCACACAGCUUCUACAGCACCAACAACUCAUAUAAACAUCCACUGUUUAAUUUUCCUGUUAGUUUAUCAUCUUUAGCUAGGGAUACUGCAAAUGCAGUUACUUCUCGAUUUAUAUAUUUAUUUCUAAAUGACUUAUAAAUUCCGCAACGGUUUUCAGACAGAAUUUACUUCGUUAAAUGAUUAAAUACUUAAAUCGAUAGAAAUUAAGUACGCAUAUUACUCAGAUGAAAAGAAAUUAACUGUUUUAAGUACUUGAGUCGAUGGAAAUUUAAUAAAUAUACUACUUAGAUCGGUAGAAAUUAAGUAUACUAUUCGGAUUGAUAGGAAUUGGUAAGUAUACUACUAGAUUGAUAGGAAUUGGUAAGUAUACCACUAGAUUGAUAGGAAUUGGUAAGUAUACUACUAGAUUGAUAGGAAUUGGUAAGUAUACUACUAGAUUGAUAGGAAUUGGUAAGUAUAUUACAAGAUUGAUAGGAAUUGGUAAGUAUACCACUAGAUUGAUAGGAAUUCGUAAGUAUACUACAAGAUUGAUAGGAAUUGGUAAGUAUAUUACAAGAUUGAUAGGAAUUGGUAAGUAUACUACAAGAUUGAUAGGAAUUGGUAAGUAUACCACUAGAUUGAUAGGAAUUGGUAAGUAUACUACUAUAUUGAUAGGAAUUGGUAAGUAUAUUACAAGAUUGAUAGGAAUUGGUAAGUAUACUACAAGAUUGAUAGGAAUUGGUAAGUAUACUACAAGAUUGAUAGGAAUUGGUAAGUAUACUACUAGAUUGAUAGGAAUUGGUAAGUAUACCACUAGAUUGAUAGGAAUUGGUGAGUAUACUACUAGAUUGAUAGGAAUUGGUAAGUAUACCACUAGAUUGAUAGGAAUUGGUAAGUAUACUACUAGAUUGAUAGGAAUUGGUAAGUAUACUACUAGAUUGAUAGGAAUUGGUAAGUAUACUACUAUAUUGAUAGGAAUUGGUAAGUAUAUUACAAGAUUGAUAGGAAUUGGUAAGUAUACUACAAGAUUGAUAGGAAUUGGUAAGUAUACUACAAGAUUGAUAGGAAUUGACUGAUAAACAAAAUGUUAUGUAGACGGGUAGAAAUUAACCCACUGAAAUAUAUUUUUGUAAGCUAAUGUUCAUAUUACGUAUAUAUAAAUGUUGAGUUAGCUCAUUCUAUAUAACUGUAUCACUAUUAUUGCAAGUUAUGUACAAGAAGAAUUAAAAGGACACUUGUUGUACUCUUCAAUAUACUUUAUAAAUUAGUAGGUGUGUUAUACUGCUUAAGACUUUUUCCAACCUUCGCAUCUGUUUCCAUGUCAGUUUUUCCUUCGUUAAUAUUUUCCACGGAUUUAAUUGAUUUUGAAAUCGGUUGACAGAUCUGUUUUAACUGAUUUAACUCUGUUCUUCUGUAAUUUUAAAUCAUACACACAAAAUAAACUUGUGACCUUUCUAUAACAGUAUCUUGCACAUGAUAUUUUUUUUUCACGUUAAACCAAUGAAUACUUCAGUAGAUAAAUUUAUUGUCGUGUUGGUGGACUAUCAAUAAAUAAUCACAUUGAAAAUUAUAUUAUUGUGAAGUUUUGAAAUAUCAGGCAAUGUAUUGUUUUUGGUUAUCACGUCACUAAUAGGUACAUAUUGGGUAUGCUAUGCCAUUCUUCAACAACAUGAAUAAUGUAUAGACAUACUUCUUGUAGACUUAUCGAUUUGACUUAAAUUAAGAUGUAUUUAGUUUUUGAUUUAGAUAUAAAACUGCAUCAAUUUGAAUUCGAAAUACAAAGAAAAUGUUCAUUAAUAUUAAGUAUCCGAAUAUGCUGAAAACUUUGUAUUUUUUAACAAUGUAAAUAGUUGAUCGAAUGUCAUGUUUUUAUAAUAAAUCUAAUAUUCACACUGAAA
Molecule: messenger RNA, 4021 nt
Organism: Pecten maximus
Lineage: Eukaryota; Metazoa; Mollusca; Bivalvia; Pectinida; Pectinidae
Exons: 3
Coding region: 238-2220 (660 amino acids)
Source: RefSeq, a predicted model, not a curated record